Molecule: messenger RNA, 1621 nt
Organism: Misgurnus anguillicaudatus (oriental weatherfish)
Lineage: Eukaryota; Metazoa; Chordata; Actinopteri; Cypriniformes; Cobitidae
Source: RefSeq, a predicted model, not a curated record
AUCUGGUGUGGUACAGAGCUGUCAGACGACAACAUUCCUCUUUCAUGAGGCGCUGGGUUUUAGGGCGAGGCUUCGUUCUUAAAAUCAACACCCAUGACAAACAAUUCAUAUAGCUGAGACACACAGGAGAUCAUCAUCGUUCCUGAGUAUUGUUGUGAAAAUGGAGUCUUUGUCUGCAGCAAACACACAAUUCUCUCUCAAUGUGUUUAAGAAGAUCAGUGAGAUAAACACUAGUGGAAAUGUCUUCUACUCUCCUCUCAGCAUCUCCUCGGCUCUGGCCAUGGUGUCACUUGGUGCUAAAGGAAACACACAUGAUCAGAUCUUACAGGCUCUGUGUCUUAACAAACUUGUGAAAUCUGAUGCUGCGACUUCAGCACAUGGACCAGCGCUUGAGCAGCACACCCAGAAACCUCAGAUGCCCGUCUGUACCAAGGGUCAAUCUGAACCACAAAUGAUGCAGCAGACUCAGAAAUUUCAGAUACCUUCUUUCCUCAAGAAAUCCCAGCCAACACCUGAAGAACAAAUUCAUUUCAGCUACAGCAAACUCAUGAACGAGUUGAACAAACCAGGAGUCCCAUAUAUGUUGAGUCUUGCCAAUCGUCUGUAUGGAGAGAAAUCCUAUCAGUUUAUUGGUAAAUUCAUUAGUGAUGCACAAAAAUACUACCAGGCUGGACUGGAGUCUGUGGACUUCAUAAAAAACUCAGAAGCUGCACGCGUCAACAUCAACAACUGGGUGGAGAAAAAGACACAAGGGAAGAUCAAAGACUUGCUGGCACAGGGGAUCCUCAAUGAUUUGACGCGUUUGGUUUUGGUGAACGCCAUCUACUUCAAGGGAAACUGGGAGAAAAAAUUCCCAAAGGAAGCCACUGUUGAUCAACAGUUUAAAGUGAACAAGAAUGAAACUAAACCAGUGAAGAUGAUGAAUCAGAAGUUCAAGUUUCCUCUGACCUUCAUCCCAGAGGUGAACAGUCAGAUCCUGGAGCUGCCGUAUGUCGGGAAGAGUCUGAGUAUGUUGAUCAUCCUUCCAAAGGAGAUUGAAGACGACACCACUGGACUUCAGCAGCUGGAGAAAACACUGACCUAUGAGAAGCUCAUGGAGUGGACCAAACCUGACAGCAUGAGGAUACAAGACGUUCAGAUAUCUUUUCCUAAGUUCAAGCUGGAAGAAUCUUACAACAUGAAGAAUCUACUGGUGAAACUGGGAAUGGUGGAUGCUUUUGAGAUGGGGAAGGCAAAUUUUUCAGGCAUGUCCCACCAAAAUGAUCUGGUGGUGUCUGAGGUGAUUCAUAAAUCAUUUGUUGAAGUCAAUGAAGAGGGAACAGAAGCAGCUGCAGCUACUGGCGUUGUCAUGAUGACCAGGAUGGUACAGAUUCCACAGUUCUUCAACGCUGAUCAUCCCUUCCUGUUCUUCAUCCGACACAAUCCCACCAACACCAUUUUGUUUUAUGGACGCUUCUGCUCUCCAUGAGCUCCUCCUGCUGGAGAUUUCUGAAGGUUCUCGUUUGGAUUAAUGCUGAUAAUUAUAUUGUUAUGUAGUCAAAGUGUUUAAUUUAACCCUUAAGUGCCUCUGUUUUUCUUUUGUUAAAAUGAUGGAUUAAAUAAUUUUGGUAUAAAACAAAAA